Molecule: messenger RNA, 928 nt
Organism: Cylicostephanus goldi
Lineage: Eukaryota; Metazoa; Nematoda; Chromadorea; Rhabditida; Strongylidae
Source: the annotation of a GenBank genome assembly
UGCACAGUACUUUGAUUGUAGACUUCAAAAUCAGUCUAAACCAAAAUUCCAGGUUUCUCUCCCAACGGAUCUUCAGUUUAGCCCACCGCUUGUGAUCAACUUGUACGACAUCAGAGCAUUCAAACGACAACCUCUAAUUGGCGUAUGUCACAUCAUGGAUUUUGCAAAAUACGCGAGAAUCCCCACAAAGAAAAAGGCAGAAGAGGACAAAUCUGAUUGGGACGACUACGAAAAGCAUAUGGAGGAGGAAGACUCAGCGCUAUUGUCUACACCACUCAUACCAUCACUUCGAAAAGACGACAUGCCAAAAUUGGAUUGGUGGAGCAAAUAUUAUGCCUCGGAGGGGCAUUUCGAGAAAGCACCAGGUUUUGAAGAAUCAGGAAUAGAGUACCUGAAAGUUUUCAAGGAACCACUGGAGUGCGUCAAUAAUUACAAUGGCUUUCAAGAUUUUCUGGACACAUUUGCAUUUGUAAAAAGCUCGAUGGGGAACUUCGACGACCCUGAAGAGAAAGAGAAAACUGGCGAGUUGAAAGGAAAAGUGUUUAUAACACGGAUUUCGAAAGAAGAUAGUGAUAGUGCGAUUCUCGACCCACCCGGAGUAGAGUUUCUUGGCACUGUUCAAUGCCUAUUACGAGUAUACGUCAUUGAAGCCAAAGGACUAGUAUCUCAACGAAAAAAUGGCAUGUGUGAUCCAUACAUCAUGGUGAAGUGCGGGAAGCAAAAGGUCAAUCUGAAAAAGAAUUAUCGGCCAGAUACGGUAGAUCCCAUUUUUGGAGAAUUAAUAGAAAUGGAUAUAACAAUCCCUCUCGAGAAAGAUUUGAUUGUAUCAGUCAUGGACCGUAGAAAGCUUAUAACAGGUAAACCAAAUAAUGGAAAAAUGAAAGUUUACUGCUUAUCUAUUGCAAUUCUUAUUCGAAUUUUUCAAUAA